Phyllopteryx taeniolatus (common seadragon) is the source of this 6774-nucleotide messenger RNA. It is a transcript of the gene zfpm2a, whose product is annotated as zinc finger protein, FOG family member 2a. Gene Ontology annotation, biological process: cell differentiation; positive regulation of transcription by RNA polymerase II; heart development. The coding region runs from base 2741 to 5854 and encodes 1037 amino acids. Gene Ontology annotation, cellular component: nucleus. The transcript is spliced from 6 exons. The record is from RefSeq and is a predicted model, not a curated record. Gene Ontology annotation, molecular function: RNA polymerase II-specific DNA-binding transcription factor binding. NCBI's taxonomy places the organism in Eukaryota, Metazoa, Chordata, Actinopteri, Syngnathiformes, Syngnathidae.
AUCAACAUUCUCUUUGGUCAUCCUCUAGCUCUCUUGCAGGGCAGCUCCAUCCCCAUCACUCUUCUACCAAUAUACAGGAAGUUCUCGAGUUAAGACGCACUCGACCUACAACGUUUCGACUUUACGACGCCCGUACCUCGUCCGCCAUUUUGUCCCAGCACCAUAGUGUUUCUGCUCAGCUAGUGCAUAGUACUUGUCUGUGUUUGUGCGGCGGGAGUAUCUUUGCCUUUUUCACCCUCCUUUUUUCACACUCUCAGCAGUAAUGAGCGUUCCCACCGGCCAGCCUCACGCCGGUGUUCGUCUCCUCUGGUCCGGCCGAGGAAGACGCACACGCCCAGUUAGGCUUGGAAGUCCGUUCCUUAGGGGGACCGAGUCAGUCAGCCAGGUGGACCUUGCUGCCGGGGCAGCAGCGAAUGUCGCCGCCACGGAGACCGCCCCAGCGACUCGUCGCCAGCGACGUAAACCCGGCGAGUUUGUCCAGCCUGCUCCUUGUCCACCAAGUGCACCUCAACGGGACAACGUAAAGAUCGGUAUUUGGCGCCGGCCGAGGAAGACGAACAUGCCCGCUUGGCCGCUCGAGUUGGCCAGCGGUGAACCUUGCCGCCGGGGUGGCGGCAGAUCUCACCGCGAGCCCGUGACGAGGUCCGCCACGCUUGAUCAGUGAUUCAAAGUUUUGCUUUUCAAUGUAUUUCAUCCUCUUAUUUCGAACAUUUCUUAACGCUGCAUCCAGUAAUGGCGGGUCAGUGAAAAGUGAAAAAAUAAACGCCUACAGAAGUCUGUCAACCGGUCAGCGUUCGUCAGCACACCCCAACCCCAAAAUAGUUCCUGUUAGCUAAAGGAAGACCCUACCUGCCAGGAGGAACAAACAAUCCAGGGGAAACCUUCGGUACCCUGGUAGUUUUUUUUUCAGUGGGGACACAGGGCCAACUCAAGCUACAAGUAUAGCUAGGGAAGUUCCUUCAAAGGUUCCUGCAGUGGGAAAGCCCCUAUUGAUUAAAACGGUACCAAAACGGCUGUGCACAUCAAAUUCCACGGUCACACCGAACCCCCAAUCAGAAAAAAAGCCUUUAAUAUGUCACAAACAAAAACGUCUGUUUAACAUCAUCAUCCAAAUCUCAUCUAUCUUUGGGCAAGAAGCGGGGUACACCCCAAGCUGGUCGCCAGCCAAUCGCAGGGCACAUAUAAACAACCAUUCGCACUCACAUUCACACCAAUGGGCAAUUUAGAGUCUUCAAUCAACCUACCACGCAUGUUUUGGGGAUGUGGGAGGAAACCAGAGUAACCGGAGAAAACCCACACAGACACAGGCAGAACAUGCAAACUCCGCACAGGCGAGGCCAGAUUAGAACCCGGGUCCUCAGAACUGUGAAGCAGACGUGCUAACCAGUCGACCACCGUACCACCAUGUGCAUAUAUAUAUAUAUAUAUAUACAGUGGGUAUGGAAACUAUUCAGACCCCUUAAAAUGUUCACUGUUAUAUUGCAGCCAUUUGCUAAAAUAGUUUAAGUGCAUUUAUUUCCUCAUUAAUGUACACAAAGCACCCCAUAUUGACAGAAAAAAAAGGAAUUGUUGAAAUUUUUGCAGAUUUAUUAAAAAACAAAAGCUGAAAUAUCACACAAACAUAAGUAUUCAGACACUUUGUUGUGACACUCAUAUAUUUAACUCGGGUUCUGUCCAUUUCAUCUGAUCAUCCUUGAAAUAGUUCUACACCUUCAUUGGAGUCCAGCUGUGUUUGAUUAUACGGAUUGGACUUGAUUAGGAAAGCCACACACCUAUCAAUAUAAGACCUUACAGCUCACAGUGCAUGUCAGAGCAAAUGAGAAUAAUGAGGUCAUAGGAACUGCCUGAAGAGUUCAGAGACAGAAUUGUAGCAAGGCACAGAUCUGGCCAAGGUUUCAAAAAUGUUUCUGCUGCACUUAAGGUUCUUAAGAGCACAGUGGCCUCCAUAAUCCUUAAAUGGAAGACGUUUGCAAUGACCAGAAUCCCUCCUCGACAUGGCCGUCUGGCCAAACUGAGCAAUUGUGGGAGAAGAGCCUUGGAGAGAGGGGUAAAGAAGAACCCAAAGAUCAGUGUGGCUGAGCUCCAGAGAUGCAGUCGGGAGAUGGGAGAAAGUUCUAGAAAGUCAACCAUCACUGCAGCCUUCCACCAGUCGGUGCUUUAUGGCAGAGUGGCCCGACGGAAGCCUCUCCUCAGUGCAAGACAUGAAAGCCUGCAUGGAGUUUGUUAAAAAACACCUGACGGACUCCAAGAUGGUGGGAAAUAAGAUUCUCUGGUCUGAUGAGACCAAAAUAGAACUUUUUGGCCUUAAUUGUAAGCGGAUGUGUGGACAAAGACCAGGCACAGCUUAUCACCUGUCCAAUACAGUCCCAACAGUGAAGCAUGGUGGUGGCAGCAUCAUGCUGUGGGUGUGUUUGUCAGCUGCAGGGACAGGGAGACUGGUUGCAAUCGAAGAAAAGAGGAAUGCGGCCAAGUAUAGGGAUAUCCUGGACAAAAACCUUCUCCAGAGUGCUGAGGACCUCACACUGGGCUGAAGGUUCACCUUCCAACAAGACAACGACCAUAAGCACACAGCUAAAAUAACGAAGGAGUGGCUUCAGAACAACUCUGUGACUGUUCUUGAAUGCCCCAGCCAGAGCCCUGACUUAAACCAAAUUCAGCAUCUCUGGAGAGACCUGAAAAUGACUAUCCACCAACGUUCACCAUUCAACUUGACAGAACUGGAGAGGAUCUGCAAGGAGGAAUGGCAGAGGAUCCCCAAAUCCAGAAGACGAAGAGCACGGUCCCGGUGGUGCUGAGCGCCGGCCCCAAGUGGCUGCUGGAUGUGACUUGGCAGGGAGCAGAGGACAACAAAAACAACUGUGUGGUGUACAGCAAAGGUGGCCAACUGUGGUGCACCACCACCAAGAACAUGAUGGAGGGCGAAGAGCUGGUGGCGUUUGCGGUCGACUUUGACUCACGUCUGCAGGCAGUGAACCACAUGUCUUUGAGCGAGGGCAUGUACCCAGCCAGGCUGCUGGACAGCAUCCAGCUCUUGCCGCAGCAGGCUGCAAUGGCUUCCAUCCUACCCACUGCAAUUGUCAACAAGGACAUCUUCCCCUGCAAAGCUUGUGGGAUCUGGUUUCGCAGUGAGAGGAAUCUACAGGCCCAUCUGAUGUACUACUGCAGUGGGCGGCAACGGGAACCUGAGACGGUUGUUGAAGACAGUGACACCGCACCCCACCAGACCUCCAGUAUGUGCCCCUUCCCACAAUGCAACAAGACCUUUUCAGGGGCCAGGGCGCUGGAGAUGCACCUGACCACUUCACACAGUGGUGUCAAAAUGGAAGAGAGCCUCCCUCCUGGCACCAGCUUGAAAUGCACAAUCUGUAACUACACGGCAGAUUCUCUUAUUACAUUCCAGCAUCACAUCAUGUCUCACCUGUCACAGGCGGCCUUCAGAUGCAAUCACUGCCAUAUCAGCUUUCAGAGCCACAGGGAACUCUUACAGCAUCAGGACUUACAUGGACAUGGCAACAAACUUCACAGGGAAGGCGACGCCACCGAGCAUUCCCCCCGGGGGUCUGAUGAGAGCCUCCAGCAGCAGCAGCAGCAGCAGCAGGCCUGCACCGAGCUGGCCAACAGGAAGGAUGCUCUGCUGGGAAGUCCCAAAGGGGCCCUCAACAAGGAGACCAGCACAGACGGAGAGGCCGACAAGGCCGAGAAAAAGCCCAUGCUGUCUGCUCAGAAGGGAGAUGCCCACCCAGGCAGCAAAGCAAGUUUUUCUUACACUCGGAUCAAAUCGGAGCCCUCGAGCCCCCGUCUGGCCUCUUCCCCCGUGCAGCAUAACAUGCCUACAUUUCCCAUGGGCCCCUUCUUGUCUCAGUUCGCUUUCUCCCAAGACAUUUCAGUGGUCCCCCAGGCUUCCGAGAUUCUAGCUAAAAUGUCAGAGCUAGUUCACCGGAGACUACGUCACGGAGGGAACAGCUACCCCCCAGUCAUCUACAGCCCGCUUAUGCCCAAAGGAGCCACCUGUUUUGAAUGCAAUAUCACUUUCAGCAACCUGGACAACUAUUUGGUCCACAAAAAGCACUACUGCAACAGCCGCUGGCAACACAUGGCAAAGUCACCCGACUUCUCUGUCCUUUCUGACAAGGUCCCUGAGUCAGUGAGUCCUAACAGCGGGCACACCUCCGUUAGCAUGUUGACCGGAUGCCACCCUGCUGAAGGCGACAGUCACCUCAUGCAGUCAGCCUGCCUGAACUCCAGUAUGUUGGACAUGAUCAAUGCUGGGGCCAAAGGGCUUGAUAAGGAUCCAGCAGGGCAGGUGAAGAAGGUCUCAACACCAACUGGGGUUGAAGAGAGGCUCAAUGGAAAACAGAUCGAGGGGAAAAGCCCGAGUACCGGUCUAGUGGAGAGCGACAACGACCCGAGCAAGACGACCUGCGAUGCCUGUAAUAUCACCUUCAGCCGCCAUGAGACCUACAUGGUACACAAGCAGUACUACUGCGCCACCCGUCAUGACCCGCCCAUGAAGCGCAUGUCCACCAACAAGGUGCCCUCCAUGCAGAGGACCAUGAGAACUCGGAAGCGAAGAAAGAUGUACGAGUUGUGUCUCCCCGAUCCGGACCAUCAAAGGGCCCCCAUGGGACAGACGGGUUUCCUCGGGGUUCAUCCUAUGAAUCCUUGUUCGUCCCAAGAAGCCGUGGACAGCCUCGGAGACCGUUUCCAGCCCCGCUGCGACAUCUUUCCAGGUAUGGUCCCUAAACACCUGGAGGCCUCUCUGACUGUCACUAAACCUAUUUUGACCCCCAAAUGCAAUACAGAGGAGCCACAUGAGUUGGAUGCCCCGAUUGAUCUCAGCAAAAAGUGUUCACCUCUCUCCGAUAAGACAUGUAGCUCUCCAAAAAGACUGUUGGACUACCACGAAUGUGCAGUGUGUAAAAUAAGUUUUAAUAAAGUGGAGAACUACUUGGCACACAAACAGAACUUUUGCCCAGCUACGGCUGCCGCUACGGCUCAGAAGUCACAACAGCCACAUCAACAGCAGCAACAGAAUGAGACGGGCAGCCUGGACACUACUAUGUUCCCGGAUGUGAAGAACGAAGGCAAUAACAACACUGGUGAGACCUACGAUAAGAGCCCAAGCAAAUGUGAAAAAAAUGCCAAUGGGAAGGUGAUGGUGCAGAAUGGAGGCCUGUUCCCACCUCACCUGGGGCCUGUGACGGGUCUCAAGCCUUUUGCUGAACCCCAGCUUAUCCCAUCAAAAGAUGAGAACAAGAACCUGUAUCUGCCCCAUUGCCUUUAUCCCGGAGCAAUAAAGAAGAUGAAAGGCUCCGAGCAAAUAUCGCCGUAUUUUGGGAUAAAGCCGACCGACUAUGUGAGCGGAGGACCAGUGAUGCAGGGAGAGGCCAGCGAACAGGAGCAGAGUGUUAACGGGGGAGGAAGCGGAGGUGAGGCGGCGACAACGCGGGAAGCGACCCAACAGCCCGCUGCUAAUGGCUGCCCUCAUCCUGGCAAGGAGCCUCUCCCCCUACUGCCCAAAAACCGAGGCAUGGUCAUCGUCAACGGGGGACAUAAGCCGGAAGAACGCUCAGGCACAGCACCGCAACAGGAGAAUCAGCCCCAGCCAGAUGGCCAAGCCACUAAUCCCUCACCAACGUGGGCCGCAGAGAACCCAGCAGACUCCAAUGAGAACAUGUCACCUUCCUCCAAGUCCCCAAAUGAGGAUGCAGCACCCACAGCCAAUAAAGGGAUGAACGGCUCCGGAAGUAGCAAGUACUGUCGCCUCUGCGAUAUCCAGUUCAACAACCUGUCAAACUUUAUUACCCAUAAGAAGUUUUACUGUUCAUCACAUGCUGCAGAGCAUGUUAAAUGAGAAGACAGAUUCUUCCUCUCGAACCUCUUUCCUCCUUAUCCCCGUCUUAUUUCCCCCCUUUUUUUUUUCCUAAUUUGUUUUGGUACACUGUUUGUGUCUGGAAUAGUGCAUCACGCAGUGCUAAAAACUGCUUGUGGACAAUCAAGAGAGGCUCCUCCUGUCGUUUUAUGAAAUAAACAUGCAAAAACCAUUGGUUAAAAAAGAAAGAGAAGAAAAUGAAUCAAGAAUAAUAUUGGUGCCACUUUCACAUUAACUUAUUUUACAAUCAGUAUUAAUGAGUAGUGAUUUUAAUUUAAAUUCAAAUGAAAUUUAUAUCAGAGUUGUUUGUAAUGUUAUUGUAUAGUCAUUCUUGUGUAGCACUCAUAUUGUUUACAUUGUAAUGUAGGCUCAAUGAAACAAUAGACAAUACAAAAAUGAGAUGCAUUUUAGACACAAAAAUAGCUACUGAGGCACUUGUGUAUUCUUAUUUGCUGUAGCAAAUUCCGUAUAUGCCCCAAAUGUAGAUUGCAGCCUGCUACUGAUGAAUUGGUAGCCACUUGCUGGUGACCAACAGGCACAAACCUGCAGUUCACAUUUUGGCAUAUACACAUGGCUUUGCAUUCCUAUGUGGCUGUUUGUCUGUCUUUUUUCUUCAAAUCAGAUGUGGAUGUUUUCAUAAGGAUGGCAGCAUUCUUGUAUAGUACUCGUAUUUCUGUUUAAUGAUACACUUUGGUCUCCCUUUUUGAAAAUUUGCUCUCAAUGCAAUCCUUUGUAAAUGAGGGAACAUUACUGAAAGCAGUAUUAAGAAAUGGGGACUGUGCAUAUAAUUAUUUGUAACCCCACUGGGGGGGGGGGGGGGGGGGGGAAUUAGGUUUAUUGCUAACAAGCAAGAUGGGUGGGAGGUCAGUGGGAAUACUGAUUAUCAUUCCAGUGUCCUGAUA